GUAUAUACCUUGACUCAAGGGUGAGGAGCACGGACGGAGAGUGUCGCUUUGGAAAAUGUACUGAAUUUGUCAUUAUUUGAAUCAACAUCACCCCCAGCUUGUCAUGGUAAGUAACACAGUCAUGGAAGAGGACACCCACCCACUCACAAGUCCAUCCGGUGUCAAUAUGAAGGUGAAGAAGGAACUACGAAGCAGGGCAGGCCGUUAGUCAGCGAGGUCACGGCGUCCCAGAUAAAUCUCACCAGUUCAUAGUCAUUAGAGUCAAUAUUCGGCUUCGUAUCCGUGUUUGCCCGUGGCCACUUGGUGCAGCCUCGAACCAGUCUCCUGUGUUAGCAGAAAGUUGGGAAAGCAGAAAGUUUGGCAGAUGUCUAGAGAGCUACAUUGCUGUGUGUGUGUAAGAGACAGAGAGGUGGGUGUGUUGUAAGAAGCUACACGACGGUUUUUUGUGGAUUGUUAUUGAGAAAAAAAUAGUUGUAGGCUGAGGUUGUGUGUGUACAGACGUCUUUCACAGGUUUAGAAGGCGGUGUUUGUGCAGUGUACUUCAUGGAAAGACGCUGUGCACUGUUGCUGUGUGUAAGCAAGUCCUUUCACAACCAAGGAAAAAAAAAAGAUUUAUACAAAAGACUCGAGGCAAAAUGUGUUGGACAAUGUAAACCGGAAUUAAAAGCCAUAGUGAACAGGAAAGAACCUAGGUGCCAUGAGACAUAUCCUGAUACAUAGCCAAGUUGUAUAAACUCACUAGAAGGUUGACAGAUUGUGGUGUCCUAUAUGUUAGAAAACCUUUACGUGUUAGUGUCUCGGAGUUCAGGACUUGGUAGAAAGAGGAGGAACAGUUGAUGUCUAGUUGUCGUGAUUGUGGUGGAGGGAACAAAUACAGGACAGUACUGAUAUUUAUAACACGACUCAGAGCCAAGGAGUGAGACAACCCUUAUCAGUCAGGACAUGUCACUGAAAGCUGAAUUUCCUGGUAGCGUUCACUUACGCAUUCCAUUAUCCUCAUCUAACAGUUCCACAUCCCAUGCCCUGUGAUCUGUUCCUUGCCACCUCUCUUUAUCCUUCUCAGAUUCACUCCCUCUGUUUUCACCUCCACCACUUCUGAGCUCCUCUCAUCUCUUCUACUCAACUCUUCGUCUUCAAAACCUCCUGCCAAGAUCUUUCGUCCAUGUUUUCCCACCAUUUGUACCUCCCAGAGCAACCUCUUCUUAGUCAUGCUGAACCCCAAAACUCUUGCCUGCCAGACCCUCAGCAGAAGGCUCCCCACCACCGCAGGGAGAAGACCAACCACCACGGGAAGUCCCUCAAAAGCUCUAACUCAAAGAACCAGGGUCAGUUUCAUGUCGAAAGAGAGGAUUUCGAUACUGGGGGGAGUUUACGGUACCAGGCCCCAGCAGGAGGAGAGGAGAGGUACCAGUGUAUCGCCAGGAGCCACCAAUACUCAGGCGUCAAGGGCAGUGACCAGGCGGGGGACCAGCACCAGGUGCCUGACCUCCACCACCCUGACCUUUACUGCCAGAAGAACCUGUUUCCCUCUGGCAGGAAGUCCUCUCAGGAGAACAGCUUCAACUAUUUAGGUGGCACAAUGUACUCCCCAUGUGCUAAUGAGGGUUUAGGACGACACCUGAGUGGAGCCUUCUGGUCAGGUAGAGGCCCGGUAUGUCGUCCAAGGUUUUGGAAGUUUUUCCUACUGGUGGUAGUGCUGUUGAUGAUGGCACAGUUCUCCCUCAAUGUCCUCCUCUACCGCAAUUAUGAUUCUCUCUUCUACGUCAAUGUUACGUCCACUGAGGCAUUGUCGUCCUUUGAAUCUAAAGUAAAAUGGGUGAGCUCUAAGUUACCAUGGUCACAUUCCAUCUCAGAGAAGCCAGGUGGUGUAGCCCAGUCGCCUGACCUAGACACCAACCGUAUUCGCAAACCUUUACCAGAUGGACAGAGGACGACGCCGAGUACAUUGAAAAUUGAUAUAGAUGUAAAGAAUUUGACAGGUGUAGAAAAAGUGGACCCAAAAAAUUUGACUUCCACAAAUGAAGCAAUAAAUGAAGAAGGGAAGAAAAUAAACCCUCUUCAUUCACCUCUAAAUGACACAAAGAGGAGGAAAUCUGAAACAAGUGACACAGUUAACAGUGAGAAACUUGCAUUGAAGGCUGCAGUAGAGAUUUCCAGUGCAGGUGAUGAAAAGAAAGAUACUGAACAAUCAAAAAUACCUCAUGUUGAUGCUGAGGUAAAGACACUGGUGAAUGUCAGCAGCAGUGGUGUUGGUGUGGAGAAGAAGAAAGUACUCCUGAGUAAAGAGAAGCCACUUUGUCCUCCUGUGCCACCCAAACUAG
Homarus americanus (American lobster) is the source of this 2321-nucleotide messenger RNA. RefSeq lists its product as uncharacterized. Gene Ontology annotation, biological process: glycosphingolipid biosynthetic process; carbohydrate metabolic process. The record is from RefSeq and is a predicted model, not a curated record. Gene Ontology annotation, molecular function: N-acetyl-beta-glucosaminyl-derivative 4-beta-N-acetylgalactosaminyltransferase activity. NCBI's taxonomy places the organism in Eukaryota, Metazoa, Arthropoda, Malacostraca, Decapoda, Nephropidae.